Messenger RNA from Trichoderma reesei QM6a, 1299 nucleotides. RefSeq lists its product as uncharacterized. Gene Ontology annotation, molecular function: DNA binding; zinc ion binding. The coding region runs from base 1 to 1299 and encodes 432 amino acids. Lineage: Eukaryota; Fungi; Ascomycota; Sordariomycetes; Hypocreales; Hypocreaceae. The transcript has 2 exons. Gene Ontology annotation, biological process: DNA-templated transcription. The record is from RefSeq and is a predicted model, not a curated record.
AUGAAUGGAGAUGAUGACGUGCCCCCCAUCACCAUUCCUUUGGGACACCAGACGAGCACGAGCAGUCUGCUGUCGCUGCCCCAGAUGCGUCCCUUGGUGGGGGAUUAUCCCGAGGACUUUAUCUUUCGGGUCGAGGACACGAGAUCAAGGUCUUUGGCGCUGGAUUUCAUGGCCGUCUCUGGGGCUCAAGCAGACGAGAAGCAUGUCGAUAGAACGGUUGCGGAUGAUUACCUCAGUAGCUUUCUCGCCCUGGUUCAUGCCUUUCAUCCCAUCUUUGACCGGGACCAACUCCUGGCUAGCUACGAAGACGUCAUGCGGGACGGUAUAGGCUCGGACGUCAGGUCGGGCGUGUUUCUGGCUGUUUUGGCCCUGGGCGCCACUGCAUCCGACCCCAUCGACGAUGACCGGGAUCACGAGCAUGGUAACACGGGCGAUGCCUGCAUGCAGAGGGCGCUUCGGAUUCUGGUGCCCGCGUGGAUGAUCUCCUUCAGCGGCGAUGUUCGUAUCUCGCAGGGUCUGAUCUUAUGCGCGCUGUACUUUACGUACGUGGUGCAGCCGUUGACGGCGUGGAGGCUGAUUCACAUGGCGUCGACCAGCAUACAGCAGCUUUUGAUCCGGCAAGUUCCAUCUGUCCCUUUUGGUGACGGAGGAUGUUACACUGCAAGGAAGGGACCCGAGCAUUCGCUGACCAUCUUUGACAACAACAUCAGUGAUAUCCUAGCCGAGUUCCAUCAGCCACGAAGCGGCAUCGAUGUCCUCGUUGAUCGCAUGCCCUUCCCCAACUACGGCACAAACCCCAAGCUGGAGCAUCUUUGCGUCCUUGCCGAGAUAUCAGCUCGGUCUCUCCUCAACCGGAUGCAUCACGCCAUCUACUUUACCGACAGCCUCACCAUAUACGCCGGUCGCGCUCUUGACUCACUCGCCUCGUCUCAGUCAGCGUCGGAUACGCCUCAUCCAGAUGCGUCCCUGCUGCGUAUGUGCAGCGAACUCAACUUCCAGCUCGAAAGGUGGUACGAGGCCCUUCCGGUAGACAUCAAGCCCGACCUGUUCGAUCGCACGCCAGGAAACAAGCAGGCAUGCAUACUGCGAUUGCGCUACUGGUCGGCGAAGCAGGGCAUCUUCAGGCCGUUUGUGGUUUACGCCACGUCGUCCCAGUUUGACAGCGGAGGGGCAGAGGUGCCGUCGUCGGUGAUAUCGCAGUGCAAGGUCUGUUUGGCGGCGUGUCGAGCUUUCCUCCACGGGGCAGGAUAUCUGCUCAUGGAGAGGACACCGUACACGUAUAGCUCGCUGCAGUUGUGA